UUGGCAAAAUGCCGAGCAUAUAACCAUCACCGGUGGUCAAACAGUUGUCAACAUACAAAACCUGCGUCCUGCGAAAGCUUAUCAUAUUCGGAUGUCUGCGGAAAAUAAAUUGGGCGCCUCUGAGUAUUCAGAGGUUGUUCAAGUAACCACUCUAGAGGAAGUGCCAUCUGGGCCACCGUUGAAUGUGCGUGCAGAAGCGAAAAGCUCCACCGAGAUAUCUGUCACAUGGGAUGCACCAGAUCGGGACUAUUGGAAUGGAAUACUGCUAGGAUACUAUGUUGGAUAUCAAAUGUCACUAUCGCCUGAAGACAAAGAAGUGAAUCCCACACAAGGGUUUAGCUUCAAAACUGUCGAAGUGCGGUCACAUUUUGGUGGAGAAACGGCACUAAGUAACUUAAACAAAUUUACACAAUAUCACAUAAUUGUGCAGGCGUACACGAGUCAGGGCAGCGGACCACCGAGCAGAGAGAUAGCAGUGCAAACCAUGGAAGAUGUGCCUUCUUCACCUCCAGAGAGUCCACAAUGUGACGUGCUGGGCUCCACAUCAAUUUAUAUAACAUGGUCACCUCCAGAUGUAGACGGACAGAAUGGCAAAAUCAAGGGUUACAAAGUAUUUUACAUAUCUGUUAAUGAAUUAUACGGUAAGAUAGUCAAAAAUUAUUUAAUCCCAGGUGGAUCGAUAUUACUUAUGUAUGCAUGUUCAUUGAGGGUAAGAGUCCAGGGCCAGACCCUUUUUUUUCCGAAGUUACAAAAUUAAGGAAAUAAGUAGUGUUAUAUGUAUUUAAAAGGUAGCUGGCCCUUUUACAGUUAACGGCUGGAAAGGUACGUAAAAUCGUCAAUUACCUUUGUUAAAAUUGAAGUGCUGGUUAGUUAUUGUUUUCCUAUUAAGUUUAAUCAAACACGUUGAUACAUGGCGUAUAAGUAACAUAAUUUCCUGCUCAUAUCUAUGUAUAAACUAGGGAUGUGGCGAAUGUGGAAUGUCAAAUAUAUUAAGAAAUAAUUUAGGUAAGUAAAUUAGGUGAUUUAGGUAAAAAAAUGAAAGUCUGUACACCCAGAAAAAGGUUUGGUUAUAAUUACCAAGAUUUGGUUAUAGUGACCGAGUGGCAUAGUUAGAUAUGGCGAAAUUAAUAUCUAGUUCACGAAAGUUUGCAAUUUACUUGAGACUUCUAGUUGUGACAAAUGUA
Molecule: messenger RNA, 1184 nt
Organism: Rhagoletis pomonella (apple maggot)
Lineage: Eukaryota; Metazoa; Arthropoda; Insecta; Diptera; Tephritidae
Product: Down syndrome cell adhesion molecule homolog
Exons: 2
Coding region: 92-757 (221 amino acids)
Biological process (GO): cell-cell adhesion
Molecular function (GO): protein binding
Source: RefSeq, a predicted model, not a curated record